This is a messenger RNA of Impatiens glandulifera, 968 nucleotides long. Its product is annotated as short-chain dehydrogenase reductase 2a. NCBI's taxonomy places the organism in Eukaryota, Viridiplantae, Streptophyta, Magnoliopsida, Ericales, Balsaminaceae. Bases 1 to 909 code for a protein of 302 amino acids. Gene Ontology annotation, molecular function: oxidoreductase activity, acting on the CH-OH group of donors, NAD or NADP as acceptor. The record is from RefSeq and is a predicted model, not a curated record. The transcript is spliced from 2 exons.
AUGCCUGCACCUCAAAUAAUUGCUGAUAAAACCUUUCAUGGCUUAUCCAAAGAAACUAUUCUUUCCUCUCCCAAGAGGUUGGAAGGGAAGAUCGCCAUAAUAACCGGCGGAGCCAGAGGGAUCGGAGAAGCCACGGUCAGACUCUUCUCCAAACACGGUGCUAAGGUAAUCAUCGCCGACAUUGAAGAUAACCUAGGAGAAGCUCUCGCAUCAUCCCUAUCCCCGGUCGCGACCUACGUCCAUUGCGACGUAAGUUUAGAGGAAGAAGUUGAGAAUCUCGUCAAUUCCACCUUAACACGCUACGGUCGAGUCGAUGUUUUCUUCAAUAAUGCCGGAAUCCUCGGAUCUCAAACGCAGAAAAGAAAGAGCAUCCUACAUUUCGACGCGGAUGAAUUCGAGCGUGUGAUGGCAGUCAACGUGAAGGGAACCGCACUCGGGAUAAAGCAUGCGGGUCGCUCGAUGGUGUCGAGAGGAGGAGGCGGGAGUAUUAUAUCUACGGCAAGCGUUGCGGGAGUUAUGGGAGGGAUGGGACCACAUUCCUAUUCGGCCUCAAAACACGCGAUUGUAGGGUUGACUAAGAAUACGGCGUGUGAAUUAGGGAAGUAUGGGAUAAGAGUUAAUUGCAUAUCGCCUUUUGGGGUGGCGACGAGGAUGCUCGUCGAUGCAUGGCGUGACGAUGCCGAUGACGAUGGCGAUGGAUUGGCGGUGGUUAGGGAAGACGAGGAGAAAGUGGAGAAAAUGGAAGAGUUUGUCAGGGGAUUAGGUAAUUUGAAAGGGGAAACAUUAAGAGCUAAGGAUAUAGCGGAGGCUGCAUUAUUUCUUGCUAGUGAUGAGUCUAAAUAUGUUAGUGGUCAUAAUCUUGUUGUUGAUGGUGGAAUUACAACUUCUAGAAAUUGUGUUGGAUUGUGAUUCAAGUUGUUUGUUGAUUUAUUAUGAAGAAGUAUUUUUACAUGGAUGAUUGAGUUUGA